AUGAACCCAACUUCAUCAUGGGAGCAGGCUAAUAUUAGCCAUAUUGGCGUCGGAAAUGCCAGUUUGUUGAUUGCGAGUAUCCCUGAUACUCUUCUGCGAGCCGAAAUAGCACGGCGAACCUCAAACAACAGUGCUGCAACCUGUGGCUCAAAAGAACGAGGUGCUUAUAAUACUCCGAUUCAUGUCCUAGCACUUUUUCUUAUACUUGUGUUAAGCACACUUGCUUGUUCAUUUCCUGUACUUGCCCGCCGAUUCCCCCGCCUACCAAUACCGCGUCGGUUUCUUUUUUUAUCUAGGCAUUUUGGAACAGGAGUUUUGAUUGCCACUGCCUUUGUCCAUUUGCUGCCCACGGCAUUUAUUUCCUUGACUGAUCCCUGUCUUCCUCGCUUCUGGAGUGAAACAUACCGCGCCAUGGCUGGAUUUGUUGCCAUGAUUUCGGUCUUUGUUGUUGUGCUUGUGGAAAUGUUCUUCGCCCUAAAGGGGGCAGGUCAUGUUCACGGGAGUGAAUACGACAAGCUAAUGAAUGAUGUCGGUAUAGACUUGGCAAGUGGGGGUCUGCAUGAAGACUUAGAGGACGACCAAGAGCCCGGAAGUCAUGUUUAUCUUGGUAGGCUUGAGGCGUAUCAUAGCACAGACGCGGUACCACCAUCGUCAAGUUCUUAUAUCGGAAGCCCAACCAACGAGCCUACUCUGUCUAGCACUCUGGGGCUUACUGAGUUGAGUGAUGGUAUAGACUUUACCCGGUCACACCAUCAUGCUACUUCUCCUUUGGAUAGGAAGAGUGAUCAAAUGCAUCGGCGCUCAUCUUCUAGCGAACGACAAACUCACGCUGAUCUGCACCAAAGGACGAACAUGGAAUCAUCUAGACAUAAUCCGCAGCGACAGCUACUGCAAUGUCUGCUGCUGGAGGCGGGGAUUCUUUUUCAUAGCAUUUUUAUUGGGAUGGCUCUCAGUGUUGCCACAGGAACUUCAUUCAUUGUCCUCCUCGUCGCGAUUUGCUUUCAUCAGACGUUCGAGGGGUUUGCUCUGGGUUCAAGAAUUGCGUCACUGAUCCCAGACCUCUUUGCCCCGUCUUCCAUGAAACCAUGGCUGAUGUCUCUCGCGUACGGAACUACCACCCCUAUCGGACAAGCCAUCGGCCUCAUACUGCAUAAUUUCUAUGACCCAGCAAGCACUACGGGGCUACUUAUGGUUGGUAUCACGAAUGCCAUUAGCAGUGGUCUUCUAUUGUUCGCGGGUCUUGUUGAACUUCUGGCAGAAGACUUUUUAAGUGAAACCAGUUACGCAACACUUAGAGGAAGGAGGCGCAUCGAGGCCUGUAUUGCAGUGAUGGCUGGGGCUUUGUUGAUGGCGGUUGUUGGCGCUUUCGCUUAA
Molecule: messenger RNA, 1374 nt
Organism: Aspergillus japonicus CBS 114.51
Lineage: Eukaryota; Fungi; Ascomycota; Eurotiomycetes; Eurotiales; Aspergillaceae
Product: putative ZIP family zinc transporter
Exons: 3
Coding region: 1-1374 (457 amino acids)
Biological process (GO): zinc ion transmembrane transport
Cellular component (GO): plasma membrane
Molecular function (GO): zinc ion transmembrane transporter activity
Source: RefSeq, a predicted model, not a curated record